Messenger RNA from Chaetomium fimeti, 981 nucleotides. RefSeq lists its product as uncharacterized. NCBI's taxonomy places the organism in Eukaryota, Fungi, Ascomycota, Sordariomycetes, Sordariales, Chaetomiaceae. The transcript has a single exon. The record is from RefSeq and is a predicted model, not a curated record. Bases 127 to 822 code for a protein of 231 amino acids.
CGUAACUGCCCGGGAAUCACCCAUGGGACCCGAACCCGUUGGACUUAAAAGGACCCGUGGGUUACCAAGGUUACCAAUUGUAAUCUCUUUCUUUAACCAUCACCCGCAGUGAAGGUUUUGACGACUAUGGCACCCAUAGAUUACUCCAAAUGGGACAACAUAGACACGGAUUCCGAGCCAGAUAUGUCGUCUCCCCAGGUGCCCGCGCCUAAAGCCAACCAGCCACCUGCGCCAACCACCCCGCAGUCCCAGCCGUCCGCAUCCACUCCGAUGGCAACGCUGCAAACGCACGACGCUCCGGCCCCCGCCCGAGUCAAAGCUGUCAUUGUCCGGUGCGACGUCGACAAAAUCAGAUCUGCGCCUUGGUCCGCGACCACAAUCCCCGCCGACCAUCCCGUUUUCUCCCAGGCCGUCCCUCCCCUCCCAGGCCUCAUCGGGGUCCCGCUGGUCGUCCACCGCGUAGGCACGCGGUCCGCCGACCGCGCCGACCUCGACAACCAGAUCGCCACGUACCUCAACAUCGACCCCGACUCCGGGUUUGCGCCCCCGGCAUGGCAGUCAAAUGUCGGCACCGUCGUGGUCGCGCGCAAGGACAAGAAGCCGUUACUGCAGCACCAUCUCGAGGGCGUGUGGAUGUACUGCGACUACAUUCUGGACCUCUUUGGCGAGGGAGAGGGGCCGCCGACGCGGCUGUACAGUCGGCGGGCCUUUGAGAAAUGGUGGGGCAAUUACUGUGAGGACCAGAAAGGGUCUCGGCCGGGGGAUGGAGGCGAGAAGGAUCCGGAUGACUGGCGGGCGGUAAAGUCUCCAUAUGAGAUGUGAGACUCCCUCCAGGACAGGGCAGAUUUAAAUGACUAGCCCUUGAGAAUGUACAACCCUGCUGUUUUUACGUAUCGCGACCGUGACCCUCAAAUACGCGUCUCGCUCCCGCAGCUACCCAGGCUCCUAAGACUCUGCGCACUCAUUGUUCUCUAGCUCGCC